This is a messenger RNA of Lycium ferocissimum, 1709 nucleotides long. RefSeq lists its product as uncharacterized. The transcript has 3 exons. The record is from RefSeq and is a predicted model, not a curated record. Lineage: Eukaryota; Viridiplantae; Streptophyta; Magnoliopsida; Solanales; Solanaceae. The coding region runs from base 254 to 1501 and encodes 415 amino acids.
AGUCACGCUCCAAAAUUGGCGAGUGUAUCUGAUAUUCCUUUAUUACCCCUCAUCUUCAUAUUUAUUCACUGAUCUAUCCUUUUCUUUUCCCCCAAUUAAUAUAUUUCAAAACCCUAGAAAACUCAAUAAUCAAAUUGUAAUAACUUUGUAUUAGCGAAAGCAAUUACAAUCCCAAAUAAUCAGUAACAAUUGUUCACCUAUUUCAUUAAUUCUUAGAUAAAGGUUGUGGCUGUUGAAAAGAAAUUUUGCUCAAAUGAGGUUCAAAAAGGGGGAUAAGGUGGAAGUAAUGAACACAUCUGAGGUGCCAAUCUCAUGGCGUACUGCAGAGAUAGUGUCUGGUCAUGGCCACACUUGCAUCGUCAGAUAUGGUUCUGGUUUAGGAAUGAGAAGUGAAAAUUUUGAAGAAAGGGUAUCAAGGAAGAUGAUUAGGCCUUGCCCCGCUGUAGUGCACUGCGUGGAGACUUGGGCUCCUGGGGACAUUGUGGAGGUACAUAAUGACUACUCUUGGAAAGUUGCCAUUGUGCUCAGUGUUCUACCUCUUGAUCGUUAUUUGGUGAGACUACUUGGUUGCUCUCUGGAACUUAGCAUUCAUAAGUCACGCAUGAGGGAUCGACAAAAUUGGAAAGACGGAAAAUGGAUUUUUAUCAGAAAGGGUUGUGUUCGAGCUGGAGCCAAGAGAUUUAACAAAAUUUCAGCUCAAGAUUGUGGUCAGAAGAUGAAGUCGCAGCUGCUGACACUUGAUGCACCAACUAAAGUUCUGGGAGAAACUGAUGGUCUAGCCACCCAUGGAAAAAAUAGAGGGCAAGAGUCUUGUAUAAUCUCAUCAAGAUCCCUAAAGAGAAUGUCUCCUUAUUGUACAUCUGGUGUUGAUUCACUUUAUGGGAAUGCUCAGAAAUUUCAAGCCAUUGAGACAGAUAAUUGCAGGCGACGAGCAGCUCUGGCGACGACCUUACAGGAAAAGGUAGAUGCUGUUGCUUACCCAAGAGGAACUGUGGGUGAAAAAUACAUGCAUUCUUCCAUUAACAUUAGAUCAAAUGGAUUUAAUGAAUUGGAGAGAGAAGAUUUAGAUGGUGUCUUUGGCUUUUCCCCUCAAAGAAGCUUGGAACCUAGUGAUUCUGAUAGUGAUGCCUGCUCUGUUGGUAGUUGUAGUGUCACUAGUGAGAGACCAAACAAAUUAUUAAGUCAUCUUCCACGAGUUUCGUGUCGAGUUUCAGGUGUCCUUUGUAGUGACGCGGAGUCAGUUUGUGGUUCAGGUCCUUCAGGAUAUAAGGAGAAAUGUCAUAGUAAUCCUCCAGGAGAGGAAUUGGCAACGAGUGUUCAUGCAUUAGAGUUGCAUGCUUAUAAGUGCACCCUGGUGGCAUUAUAUGCUUCCGGAUCAUUAACUUGGGAACAAGAAGCAUUAUUAACUGAUCUUCGCAUAAUACUGCAUAUCUCAAAUGAUGAACAUUUGAUGGAGCUAAAGAACCUAAUUUCUUCUAAAGGUUCAUAUUAUAUCAAAUAGCAGUUGUAAUGUUUUUCUUUCUUUUCCUCUCUAUGGUAGGUUCUUGUUGCUAAUGUUGACCCUACAGAAUUGUAAAAAGCCAGAUGUCAUGUUACUUCUUUGUAACUUCAGAAGUUCAGUGUUGUCAAAUACAAUUUUUCUGACUAUUCACUUUUGUAGUAUGGGAUCUUGUAACUAUAUUUUUUCAUAUUGGAAACAUUUAUCAAUA